CCUCGUUGAGACCUCCUCCAAAAUUUCCCCAAAACCUUCCUAUCCAUAGCAAACUUUGGAGAAGGGAGUGAAUUGAGGCUGGAAGUCCGAGACAAACACCUUGAAGACCUAGAAUUUCGCGCGAGGACUCGGUCUCCACGCCACCAGAGAGAAGCGGUGACUAAGCCGGAGGAGAGGAAUGCCGUCGACGCUACUUGAGGUAACCCGCGCGUCACACGAGGAGAUAGAGCGGCUCGAGCGGGUCAUCGUUAAGGAUCUCCAGACCGAGCCGGCCACCAAUAAGGACCGCCUCUACCAGAGCCACCGCAUUCGCAACGUUAUUGAGAGAAUCAUUGACACCACGCACAGACUUGUCGAUAUCUAUGAAGAUAAAGACGGGGCGCGGAAGGAUGAGAUUGCGGCUCUGGGAGGACAAACUGCUACUGGAAGUAACAUGUACAGUGCUUUUUAUGACAGAUUAAAGGAGAUACGCGAAUACCAUAGACAGAAUCUUGGUGCACGUGUUCUUGACACCAGUGAUGAGUAUGAACAACUUCUCAAGCAUGAACAACCAAUUACAUUUAGUGGGGAAGUGAGUGCUUUUACAAUACUUGCAAUUAUUUGUGCAUGCAUAUGCAUAUGGAUGACUUGUGGCAGCACUUCGGUGCCCAAAUCCUUUAGAGAGUAAUAAUUUGCUAUACCAUUAUAGAUUUUAUAGUAGUAUUUGUUGUUCACAAAAAGAAAUAAUGAUUUAGAACAAGAUAGGAUUGUGAAGGAUCUAUACAAAAAAGCUUCUAUAAGAGAUUCCUGUUAUGGAUUUAUUACCAAAAUUUGCAGUAAAAAUGUAGGAGCAGCUGACACUGUCUAGGGAGUAAAGUUUUCAAAUUGGAAAAAGCAUUUAGUCAGAUUGAACUUAUGCCAAUUCUGAGAUUUUUGUUUGUUUGCAGUUGUAGUUAAGUUUUUAGCUUUCCCUAUGCAAGCUCCAUAGUCCACAGAGAGGGACCGAUUCAUAGAUGUAAGAAAUUACGAAUGACUUCUGUAAUGGGAGAAUGUGUGGAAUUUGGACCAACAAUCAAUCUGUUUUUUUAGGGAUUUGUGGAUUUAGAUAUUUAUUUUAAUUGCAUAACAAUAACACUUCUCAAAAUGGUCCUUGUCGCCAAGGGUCAGGCAUUGGAGAUUCCAGGUAUUGUUGCUGAAAGCUAUACCACGAAACCCAUGGAAUCUCUUCCUCCAAAACUCCUCUCCAUCAAGUUACACUUAAAUUAUCAAUUAGUUUUUCUUCCUACCAACCUGUGACUGCAGAAUAGUUUCUGAAACUUUUUCCAUGCUUAAUUUGAUGAGAACAUUACCCCCUAGCUCUUUUGUCCAGCAUAUGGUUCAAAAUUCUCUCAAUAGGAUUUGAUCAUCAAUGCUUUUACCAUGUUCGAAGCCUCCUUGCUCUGGGGAUAUAACUUUAUCUAGAGUACUGCCGAAUCUAGAGGCUAGAAUUCUAUUUUGAUUUUGCUCAUGAAGGUGAAAGUGAAAUAGGCCCACAGUCACCAAAUCCCUUUGCAUCUUCCCCAUUAGGUAUGAGGGUGAUAAAGCUACUUCCAUAGCUAGUUGGGACUGGAAAGCCCAUGAAAAAUUCCUGACUAUCUUUCCAGACAUCCUCGUGGAUUAUCUCCCAAGUUCUUCUAAAAAAUUGGCCAUUAUAAC
Molecule: messenger RNA, 1674 nt
Organism: Cuscuta campestris
Lineage: Eukaryota; Viridiplantae; Streptophyta; Magnoliopsida; Solanales; Convolvulaceae
Source: the annotation of a GenBank genome assembly